This is a messenger RNA of Brassica rapa (field mustard), 2989 nucleotides long. RefSeq names its product probable receptor-like protein kinase At2g23200. Gene Ontology annotation, molecular function: transmembrane receptor protein tyrosine kinase activity; ATP binding. Gene Ontology annotation, biological process: protein autophosphorylation. The record is from RefSeq and is a predicted model, not a curated record. NCBI's taxonomy places the organism in Eukaryota, Viridiplantae, Streptophyta, Magnoliopsida, Brassicales, Brassicaceae. Gene Ontology annotation, cellular component: plasmodesma; plasma membrane.
CCAAACAAACAUAAUAGAUAACAGUAGGGAUGAAUGACUAAGUCAAAUUUGGAGAGCAUCGUAAGGUAAAGAUUAGUUAGAGAGAGAGACGAAGACUUGAAAAGUCCACUCGAGUCUUCUUCCAAUAAUCUCAAUUCUUUGUUACAGUAUCUUUCAAUCUCAUCUUCUUCCUCAAUCCUCUUCCACACCAACCACAUGUUUCUUCAUCUAUUGACUCUCUUUAUUUCUCUCUCUCUCUAGAUUUUUUCUAUCACAACUAUGGAGAAACUCUGUUUUAGAUACUCUGUUUCUCUCUUCAUGACAAUUGUAGCUAUUGUUCUUCUUCUUCCACGUCACACUCUUUCCGCUACUUCUCCAUACUCUCGUCCCGAGAAGUUCUACGUCAACUGUGGGUCGGAUUCUAACAUCACCUAUGGUGGUCGGACCUUCGUCGGAGAUAUGAUCUCCGGUGGUAACUCCCUCUCCUUCAGCAGUAAAGGAACCGAAGCCAUCAACCAAUCCGGACCGGGAAUCUACGGGACGGUGAGGAUAUUCAGACGCCCUUCUUCUUACAACCUCCAACUCGAUUCUGUCGGUCUACACUUUGUGCGUCUCCAUGUCUCCUCUCGGACAGACCUUUUAACUUCUCGCUUCACCGUCUCCGCCACUUCUGGCUCCACUCACCACUUCAAAAGUUUCUCGGUUCAGAACUUCACCGAGACUCCACGAGUAGAGGAGUUUCUCCUGAUGAUCAACUCGCGGAAACUCGAAAUCCGGUUUGUUCCUGAACCUACCUAUGUAGCUCUUGUCAACGCCAUCGAAGUGUUCUCCGCUAAUAACGACCUCGAGAUUACGCCCGAGUCCGACAAGAAUCUCCAUACGGUUUACAGAUUAAACGUAGGAGGGCAGAAAGUUACUCCUGAAAACGACACCUUGGGACGUACCUGGUCGCUAGACGACGACUUCCUCUACCAAAGAGAUGCUGCGAGAAACAAUAGAACAGCGCAACAGCCUAACUACGAUUCGGGUUCGGCCACGGAGUACACAGCGCCUGCUUUCGUCUACCAGACGGCUAAAGCAAUCAACCGCAGCUCGAGCGACCAAACGGAUAUGUUGAUGAACGUUACUUGGUCGUUCAAGGUGAAAAAUAAAACAAAGCAUUUCAUCAGGGCUCACUUCUGUGAUAUCUUGAGCGGUUCGCAAAGCCCCGACUCCGAUUUUUAUCUGUAUGUGAACGGGCGAGUGAGGAAAAACGUAAAUCCUUCAGAGCAGAUUAGGCUGGUCACUCCUUUUUAUAUCGACGUCGUGGACGUCUCUGAUGGGUCUGGACUCUUGAAUGUUAGCAUAGGUACUAAGGAGCCCCGUAAGGAUGCUGGUUUUCUUAACGGUCUGGAGGUGAUGGAGUUUCUGAACAAAUCAGAUUCUUCGGAUAAAAGUAGUUCCCUGGUUUACAUCAUUAUUGGUUGUGUUGCUGCUGGUUUGGUCUUGGUCUUGAGUUUGUUGCUUAUGGUUUUCUUGAAACGGAGGAGAUCGAAGAAGAAGAAGAAGAAACCAGAGGAGGAGGCAACUGUAUGGUCUCCUGUGGAACUGUACAGAGGUGGGAGUUCCGACAAUAGACUAUUCGAUCCGGUGUAUAAUUCGCCAUUACGCACCAAUAGACCUUUCGAUCCGGUCCAUAAUUCGCCACUACGCAACCUAAACUUAGGCUUGAAGAUUGCAUUCGAGGACAUUCGGAGAGCUACAAACAACUUCGACCCCCAGUGGUUGAUCGGGAAAGGCGGUUUCGGAGACGUUUACAAAGCCAUUCUUCCGGAUGGAAGCAGGGCAGCCAUCAAGAGAGCGAAGACCGGUUCAGGACAAGGGAUACAAGAGUUUCAAACCGAGAUCCAAGUCUUGUCAAGAAUCCGGCACAAACACCUCGUUUCUCUAAAAGGCUACUGCGACGAAAACGCGGAGAUGAUCCUUGUCUACGAGUACAUGGAGAAAGGUACGCUUAAAGAGCAUCUCUACGGCUCGGAUAUGCCUUCGUUGACGUGGAAACAGAGACUAGAGAUAUGCAUUGGAGCAGCCAGAGGAUUGCAUUAUCUCCACAGCGGCUCGGAGGGAAUCAUCCACAGAGACGUCAAAUCAACAAACAUACUACUAGACGAGAACAACGUCGCCAAAGUUGCGGAUUUCGGGCUCUCGAAGCUCGCGGUCCGCGAACAAGAUCCGGUCAAUAUCAGCAUGAACAUCAAAGGGACGUUCGGUUACCUCGACCCGGAGUACCUGCAGACGCACAUCUUCACGGAGAAAUCGGACGUGUACGCGUUCGGAGUCGUACUCCUGGAGGUUCUGUGCGCGAGACCUGCUCUCGCGCACGACCUUCCGCACGAGGAAGUGAACCUCGCGGAAUGGGCGUUGUUCUGCCUAUCGAAAGGGAUAGUCGACGAGGUUUUAGAUACGAAACUGAUUGGUCAAAUAGAGGCGAGUUCUUUGAGGAAGUUCAUGGAGAUUGUGGAGAAGUGUUUAAGGGACUGCGGCGAAGAGAGGCCGAGCAUGGGGGACGUGAUCUGGGAUCUUGAGUAUGUUCUGCAGCUUCACAUGACGCCGGUUCAGAGAGAGCCUCACGAGGAUAGCACCAUGACGAUCUCGGGCGUGGGAGGUGGAAACUCGUUGGUGGUUCCGAGGUUGAUGGUGAGUGAUUCGUUUAGCGAAAACUCGUUUGUUCAGAAGAAGAGCAGCGAUGGAGAUUCAUCCGAGACUCAGGUUUUCUCCCAGUUGAAGAUCUCUGAAGCAAGAUAAAAAGGCUUUGCGUUAACCGGGUUUCCCAAACUUACCGUGUCCAUACCGGUUAACCGGUAUGGAAAUCUUAUCCAAUUUGUCCGUUUGGAAUUUAUAGAUUUAAAAGUUGAUAAAAAAAUAUUAUAGAUUUAAAAAGUGAUGAAAUAUUUUUCAAAAUUUUUUUUGUGUAAUGAUUGGAGUUUUUUUCUUCUUUCACAAAUGUAAUGAUUUUAGUUAUUAUAUUUCA